Messenger RNA from Zymoseptoria tritici IPO323, 1191 nucleotides. RefSeq lists its product as uncharacterized. Lineage: Eukaryota; Fungi; Ascomycota; Dothideomycetes; Mycosphaerellales; Mycosphaerellaceae. The record is from RefSeq and is a predicted model, not a curated record. The transcript is spliced from 3 exons. The coding region runs from base 1 to 1191 and encodes 396 amino acids.
AUGCUGUUCACCGAGCCUCGCAUUCCAGUUCUGACAGCGCUCAGCGUGCUCGUUGCGCUGACGUGGGUCACGCUAUCGCUGAGGCUGUGGAUCGUUUUCACUGGAUACUGCACGUCGUGCGUUCUCAUCGAGGGAUCUGGAUAUAUCCCGCGCGCCGACGACCUUGAGAAUGCUCAACUGUCCAACCUCGUCAAUCUGGUCAUCGCUAAUACGGAACUGUACAUCGGUACUCUGGUAUUUCUCAAGAUCGCAAUCGGGUCCAUCUACUGGCGUGUCGCAACUACUCGUUGGCAACAAUACACCGUCGUGACGACACUCAUAUGCAGUACAGCAUUCGGGAUCAUCAUGUUUCACCUGACGCUGUUGAACUGCGGCGAUCCUACCAGAUACUUGGAAAACGCCCAGCAGAAUGCGUGCAUGCCCGCGAGUUCUAUGUACGCCAUGCAGAUGAGCGCGUACAUCGCCAACACGUUGACCAACUGGAUACUGGCCGUACUUCCGAUUUUCAUCGUUGUGAAGACCGUCAUGUCGGUACCAGCGAGACUUGCCACGGCUAGCAUCCUCACACUUGGGUCUUGCGCGAGCCUUGUGGCACUUGUCAGGGUAAUAUAUCUGAGAGACCUCACGGAACGUCCGACGUUCUUUCACGCCAUAGAGGAGCUCUCGUUCUGGUCUAUUCUGGAAUGCGGUCUUGGAACAUCGGCCGCCUGCGCGGCAGCAUUACGUCCUCUUUUUCCGAGUCUCACAAGUCACGCUGGGAACGAGCAAUUCAAGAGCGAGGCUUCACACACACAUAAAGUCUCGGCGGCAUCUUCAAGCUCGAGCCAGCAAUCAGACGAUGUCAAGGCUCGUGACUGGACGACUCUGGAGCCAUUGCGGAUCCCCUUUUACGAAGCAGAAGGCCAGAGCAAGAGUCACUUCAGCGUGGUCAGCGUCACGCCAGCCAUUAGGAGAUUCCGUGUACUGAGCAGGCUCGGCUUGUCGUAUUUCAAUCUCACAGGCAGCAAAAACGAUACCGACGUACCUGAUGACUUCGACUCUGCGAAUGUCGUUCGGCGGAGUACGCUCGAGAAGUCGCCCGUGAAUGGCAGACUCGAGAUGAGCCGCAAGCUCACCGUUCGCGAAAACUUUGGUGACGAGAUCGAAUCGACCGACGACGCAUCGCGGAGAGAGCCAGCAAGAUCUUCUUAG